CUCCCUUGAGCGACGGAGGGCCUGCCAGCAGUGGCCGCGGUAGCAGCGAUCGGUGAAGCCGUUGGCCUGGCGGCCUCGGCCCGCUGCCAGAACUUAGCUGAAUUUCUUCGGCCAGAAGCUAUGCUACAAGUGAAAAGUUUCUGUCAAGAGGAAUGUAGGAAAAGAAGUGCUUGAUGGUUUACAAAUAAAUUUCCACACAAGGUAGACCUAAAGCCAAGUAAGCUUUCAAUGCAAAUUAGAAGAGCUUGCAGCUAACUCUGGAGCUGUAAGCAUUGGCUUUAUGUGAUCACUUCAUGACAUUUCCUUGUGUUAAGAUGCUGCCCAUUUCUGGGUAAGACCUUAUUUCAAGUGCUGAAUAUUCCUUUUUUUUAAAUGAAGCUUUAGUGAUAAGGAGCUUGCAAGUUUGAGUUUAAUUUUGUGAAGUUGUCCAUCAAGAUAUAGCUGUAGACGCUCCUGCUCUGUGGUCAUUGGGAGAUCCCUUGGAACCACAGGGAGCCCCUCAAAAGGCAGCCAUGGAGAAAAUGGCUAGGGUGACCACUGCUCUUGGUGGCAAUACCAUCACUGGACGGACCAUGUUCUGCCACCUGGAUGCCCCUGCCAAUGCCAUUAGUGUAUGCCGUGAUGCUGCCCAGGUAGUGGUAGCUGGGCGUAACAUCUUUAAGAUCUACUCUAUAGAAGAAGACCAAUUUGUGGAGAAGCUGAACUUGCGUGUUGGCCGCAAGCCAUCCCUGAACUUCAGCUGUGCCGACGUGGUGUGGCACCAGAUGGAUGAGAACUUGUUGGCCACAGCAGCCACCAAUGGCGUCGUCGUGACCUGGAACCUUGGCAAGCCAUCGCGUAACAAGCAGGACCAGCUCUUCACCGAGCACAAACGAACAGUUAACAAGGUGUGCUUCCACCCCACGGAGGUGUACAUGCUUCUCAGUGGCUCCCAGGAUGGCUACAUGAAAUGCUUUGACCUGCGCAAGAAAGAUUCUGUUAGCACAUUCUCAGGUCAAUCAGAAAGUGUGCGUGACGUCCAGUUUAGUAUACGUGAUUACUUUACCUUUGCUGCAACCUUUGAGAAUGGAAAUGUUCAGCUGUGGGACAUCCGCCGGCCUGACCGCUACGAGAGGAUGUUCACAGCCCAUAAUGGGCCCGUAUUCUGUUGCGAUUGGCACCCGGAAGACAGGGGCUGGUUGGCCACAGGGGGCCGAGAUAAGAUGGUAAAGGUCUGGGACAUGAACACCAACCGGGCCAAAGAGAUAUACUGUGUGCAGACAAUAGCCUCUGUGGCAAGGGUCAAGUGGCGGCCUGAAUGCAAACACCACAUUGCCACAUGCUCCAUGAUGGUGGACCACAACAUCUAUGUGUGGGAUGUACGUCGGCCUUUCAUCCCCUCUGCCAUGUUUGAGGAACACAAAGAUGUCACCACAGGGAUUGUGUGGCGUCAUCUCCACGAUCCUUACUUCCUCCUGUCUGGCUCCAAGGACAGCACUCUUUACCAGCAUAUCUUCAAGGAUGCCAUCCAGCCUAUUGACCGGGCUAACCCUGAGGGGCUUUGUUACAGCCUCUUUGGGGACCUGGCAUUUGCUGCCAAGGAGAGCCUCAUCUCCUCUGAUUCUAACCGUAAGCGUGAUCGGCGCCACCCUAUCUUCUUCAAGCGCAAGCUAGACCCCACAGAACAGUUUGAGUUCAUCUCCUCUUCCAGUGCCCUAAGUGUAUUUGAAGCAGACACAGAGUGCGAUGCUGGUAGCAUGGACUGGUUUGUGCGGACCGCCAAGCAGUAUGUGCUGACAGGGAGACCGCUGGCAGAGCUGUGUGACCAUAAUGCCAAAGUGGCCAAAGAGCUCAAGCGCAACCAGGUUGCUCAGACAUGGAACAUGCUCCGAAUUAUUUACUCUAGCCCUAGCACUGUGCCCUCUUCAAACCUUAAUCACAGCAUUGGGAAGAGCAGUUCCAGCCUUCCACUCAUGAACAGCUUUAACUUGAAAGAUAUUCCUUCUGGGAUAGGCAGUGAGUCAAGGAUGGAGAGGAGCAAGGGAGAGAACCGACCUGAAAACAUCCUCAUGGAUUCUUCCUCCACACUGAUCAAUAAUGAUGAGAACGAAGAGACUGAAGGCAGUGAUGUCCCUGCAGAUUAUCUCCUUGGGGAUGUGGAAGGAGAUGAAGAUGACCUGUACAUGAUAGACCAUGAGAAUCCUCACACUGAGGAGCAAGAGUACAUCCUUCCCCAGGAGGCCUUUCCUUUGCGUCAUGAGAUUGUGGACAACCCCUCUGCACUGGAUCACUUACAAGACAAAGCAGACUCCCCACAUGUCAGUGGCAAUGAGGCAGAGACUGUGUCGCUGACACCUGUGGAAUCUUUCUCCCUGAUCUCCAUCUCUCACUCUCUGUAUGACAACCGUUUGCCUGCUGACUUCUUCAGCCCCAUUGUCCGUGACAUGUUGCUCUUCUAUGCUGAGCAGGGGGAUGUGCAGAUGGCGGUGUCUGUACUUAUCGUGUUGGGGGAUCGUAUCCGGAAGGAGAUUGAUGACCAGGCACAGGAACACUGGUACACUUCGUACAUUGACUUGCUGCAGCGCUUCCAGCUGUGGAACAUCUCCAAUGAGGUGAUCAAACUGAGCACGUGCAGAGCCAUCAACUGCCUCAACCAGGCCUCCACCACACUGCACAUCAACUGCAGCAAUUGCAAAAGACCCAUGAGCAACAAAGGCUGGAUUUGUGACAGAUGUCGGCAGUGUGCCAGCAUGUGCGCUGUGUGCCACCAUGUAGUGAAGGGUCUGUUCGUGUGGUGCCAGGGCUGCAGUCAUGGUGGCCACCUGCAGCACAUCAUGAAAUGGCUGGAGACCAGUUCCCAUUGCCCUGCAGGCUGUGGUCACCUCUGCGAAUACACCUGAACCUAAUGGGAGUCUUUUUCCGCUGGAAAGCAAAACCUUGACGCACUGGCUGCUUAGAACUGGCACUGAGCUUUGUUUGUGGGAGGCAUUAGAGGCAUAGUUGCACAAGAGAACUUAGUGAGUAGGAUACUGUGAAGGGAAGGUGACCUUCAUUACUUCACAAAAAGCAGUGACUUUAAACGCUCAGGCGAUUCUUCUUGAAAGCUUCUGGUCACUUAACAUCCUCCCCCUUUUUUACUGCUGCAUAAAUUUUAUUGUUUUGUUAUCACGAUUCUGCACAAACCUACUUCUUAAUGAGCCAAGAUGGCACCAGGAUACACUUUUGAGUUUCAUUCCACUUUUUAUACUGAAUUAAAGGAACACAGUGAACUUUA
Lacerta agilis (Sand lizard) is the source of this 3253-nucleotide messenger RNA. RefSeq names its product WD repeat domain 24 (gene WDR24). The record is from RefSeq and is a predicted model, not a curated record. The transcript is spliced from 10 exons. The coding region runs from base 513 to 2879 and encodes 788 amino acids. Lineage: Eukaryota; Metazoa; Chordata; Lepidosauria; Squamata; Lacertidae. Gene Ontology annotation, molecular function: protein binding. Gene Ontology annotation, biological process: positive regulation of TOR signaling.